AAAAUGAAUCAUUGUGUACACAAUUUUUGGAUACAUUUUCUCAAGAUAUCACUAACGCUGAAAAUGAUGCAGAAGUUGGCCAACAGGAAAUUAACAAAAACAUAGUUCUUCAUGAUCAAGCUGUGAAUACAAACAGCGAUUGUCAUUCUCUACUUUCUGAGGAGAGACCACACAUACGAAUUCCAACAGGUAAGGAAAAAAGUAAAGCUCCUCAGAAGAAGCAUUGCUGUUGCUUUUGUCAAAAACGUUUGUUCAAAGUUUACCGCCAUUACACUGAAGUACACAAGACUGAAAGAGAGGUGAGAGAGAUAAUAAAUCUUCCAAAAAAGUCAGCUUAUAGAAGAUCUCUUCUGGACAAACUCAGGAAAAAGGGAGAUCAUUUAUUUAAUACUCAAAUAAAAGAUAAAUACCAAAAUGACAUUGUUUGUAAGGAAACAAUUCAACAAACGAAGGUUAAAAGAGAACGAAAUGUUCCAUGUCCAAGUUGUUUGGGGUACUAUAGUAAAUUUAGUAUAAGACAUCAUUUGGAAAAAUGUAUGCCAGUGAAAGAAAAAAAGACUAGGAGAAAUAAUAUACAAGCUCAAUGCAGGAAGUUUGAAAAUAAAUUACACCCUAAAGCUUCUACGGUGUUGAGAGGAAAUAUUUUUCCAGUAUUAAAUGAAGAUGAUGUUACUGAUGCGAUCAGGUAUGAUGACCUGGUUAUUACAUAUGCAAAUUAUUUAUGUAGAAAAUACACAGCAGAACAUCAUAGUCAACAAAUAAGAUCCAAUAUGAGAGCAAUUGGGAGGUUGAUUUUAGCUAUGAGAGAAAUCAAUCCUCAAAUAAACAACCUUACUGAUGCAUUUGAUCCUUCUAAAGUUGAUUUAAUAAUAGAAGGAAUUGAAAGAGUUGCAGGAUUGGAUGAAAUUUCAAACCUAUACAGGUCUCCUGCUACUGCUAUGUUGUUAACCACUGAAUUGAAAAAAAUAUGUAAAUUAAUGGAAAUGGAAUUCAUUAAAAAACAGGAUGAUACUGGCAAGAAAAGAAUGGAGAACUUAUAUUUGCUUUUUAAUCUAGAAUUCCAAGUGGCUGUCAAUAAGAAAGGACUAGAAACACAAAAAAAUAAUUUCAGAAGGAAAAAAUGUGAUUUGCCCAAAACAGAACAGAUUGCGAAAUUCCGAAUAUAUUUGGAAUAUAAAAUACUACAUUACACAACUAGGAUGAGUCAGAACUAUUCCUUCAAAGACUGGACCCACUUGACGGAGUAUUCUCUAGUACACCUGGCAAUAUUCAAUAGGAAGAGGCCUGGGGAAACUCAGCGCCUUUUAAUAGACGAUUAUAUAAAUUAUGAAGUGAUUGACAAUGAAGAUUCAUCAAAUGAAAUGGACAAUUUAUCUAGAGAACAAAUUAAAAAAUGGGCCAGAAUAAAAUUUACAGGAAAAUUAGGGAAAAAUACUGCUCUUCUCAUUCAUCGAGAUCUCGGCUUUAAAGCAAUCGAUUUGAUCCUAAAAUACAGGGAGAAAGCUGGUGUCAGUCCUCAAAACAAAUUUGUUUUUGGAGAUCCAUCUCGAUCUAACACUCAAAGUACCUUUCAGGCAUGUAACUUGAUAAGGAAAUUUUCCAUAGAGUCUGGUAUUGAGAAUCCAGAAUUAUUAAGGACCAGACUAUUGAGGCAGCAUUUAGCAACAGAAACGGCUCGCUCUCAGGUAGAGUCUCGUCUAGAAGGGAGGGUUUCAGACUUUAUGUCUCAUAAAAGACAUAUACAUGAAGAUUAUUAUGUCUUGACCCAAAAAACAGAUGACAUAACUAAAGUUUCAGCAUUACUAGAAGAAUUUUCAUCAGUAAAAGAUGUGAUUACACCGAUACCAGCAAUAAAAAAAACAGCAUUAUCAAAUAAAGUUGAAGCUAGUCCUACUUCUUCAUCCGAUGAAGAAUACUGCCCAGAGGAAGAUGAUAUAAGUCCUUCAGAAUUUAAAUAUGUUAUGGGCAAAAAGCAGAAACGUCAUCCUUGGACAUCCGCCGAAAAGAAUAAAGCAAGAGAAUACUUUUACGAUAAUAUUUAUAAGGAGAUGGAGGUUACAAAACAAAAAGCAAAAUGUUUUUUUCUAUCAAAUCAAGAAUUGUACAAACAUCGAUCUGCACAUUUAAUCAUGCAGUGGGUUAAAUGUGAACAAAAAAAAGUAUUGGCUUCUCAAUCAGGAUUGAUGGGGCAGCGUUUAAGAUGGAGUACUCCUGAAAAAGAAGUUCUGAGAACCAGCAGUGUGAGAACCAGCAGUGAGAGACAUUCUGAAAAUGGGACGAUCCCAAGCAUUUCUGAAUGCGAAUUGUUAUUUGAAGACAACAAAGAUAUUUUGAAAAACAGGACUCCAAGGCUUUUCUCUACACAAACAUCAAGAAACAAAACGUUCGCUCGCAAAGCUUUUAGUUAGUGCUUUUAUUACAUUUGUGAAAUAAAGCUUUAAGAUUGGCA
Messenger RNA from Leptinotarsa decemlineata (Colorado potato beetle), 2449 nucleotides. RefSeq lists its product as uncharacterized. NCBI's taxonomy places the organism in Eukaryota, Metazoa, Arthropoda, Insecta, Coleoptera, Chrysomelidae. The record is from RefSeq and is a predicted model, not a curated record.